Messenger RNA from Helianthus annuus (common sunflower), 1245 nucleotides. Its product is annotated as 40S ribosomal protein SA. Gene Ontology annotation, cellular component: 90S preribosome; cytosolic small ribosomal subunit; ribosome. The transcript is spliced from 5 exons. The record is from RefSeq and is a predicted model, not a curated record. Gene Ontology annotation, molecular function: structural constituent of ribosome. The coding region runs from base 134 to 1024 and encodes 296 amino acids. Gene Ontology annotation, biological process: cytoplasmic translation; ribosomal small subunit assembly. NCBI's taxonomy places the organism in Eukaryota, Viridiplantae, Streptophyta, Magnoliopsida, Asterales, Asteraceae.
CCCAUCUAGGGUUUAUACUCGCCCCUCUAAAUAUUUCUCAUUUGGCCGUUACCACACACCUCAACCUUUCACUCUCUCUUCACCGGCGCCGUCGCAAAGCCACCGUCAACCACCGCCGAUCGGAUCUACAACAAUGGCGCAACCUAAAGCUUUAUCAACAAAGGAAGCCGAUGUGCAGAUGAUGUUGUCUGCUGAAGUCCACCUCGGCACCAAAAACUGCGAUUUUCAGAUGGAACGUUACGUCUUCAAGCGCCGUAACGACGGAAUCUACAUCAUCAAUCUUGGAAAGACAUGGGAAAAGCUGCAGAUGGCUGCUAGGGUCAUUGUCGCUAUUGAGAACCCACAGGACAUUAUUGUCCAAUCUGCUAGACCAUAUGGUCAAAGGGCUGUGCUCAAGUUCGCGCAGUAUACUGGGGCUCAUGCGAUCGCCGGUCGCCACACUCCCGGUACAUUCACCAACCAGCUUCAAACAUCUUUCAGUGAGCCGCGUCUUCUCAUUUUGACGGACCCACGUACCGAUCACCAGCCCAUUAAGGAGGCUGCAUUAGGAAACAUUCCCACCAUUGCUUUCUGUGACACUGAUUCUCCCAUGAGAUAUGUUGACAUCGGUAUCCCUGCUAACAACAAGGGGAAACACAGCAUUGGAUGUUUGUUUUGGCUUUUGGCAAGGAUGGUUUUGCAGAUGCGAGGUGUGAUUGCUCAAGGACACAAGUGGGAUGUUAUGGUUGACUUGUUCUUCUACAGGGAACCAGAGGAGGCUAAGGAAGAAGAGGAUGAAUUGGCUGUAGCAGAUUACAAAGAUUACGGAGCCGGUGCCAUUGGAAUGGAUGAUCAAUGGUCAUCCCAGAUUCCCGAUGCACAAUGGGCCCCUGAUGUGGCCCAACCACCAAUUGCUGGUGCCCCAGUUGGUGCAGGCGGUUGGACCGAUGCUGAUGCUCCAGUAGCUGGUGCUGCUGAUGGAUGGGAAGCUGUGGCAGCACCUGUACCUGCCGCUGAGGGUGCCGCUGCUACUGGUUGGGAUUAAACAUGAUUUUGUCAACUCUUAUGUUAUUUUUGAAAUUUUAUUGAAGACCAGAGUACAAUGUUUUGAAGGAUGAGGAUAAUUUUAAGUUUGUGUCAGGUUGCAAAAUUUAGUAGGUUUUGGUAUCCGGAUGUUAUCAUGUUUUGUUGAAAUGGAUAUUGUUUAAGGGUUCUUUAAAUUUGUGGAACAUGCAAACUUGGCUUCUUUGCUGUUUUUACUUGAAA